AUGCGAUUUCGAAAUCUCUCGACCUCGUCUGACUCGGAUGAUACGUCAUUUUUCAAGGAAGACAGCAACGACAAUGAAUACUUAGAACACUUCUCCAAUGAUACGAUUACUAGUAGAAGUUAUGAUAACAAAAAGAUGAAUAUGUCAUCAAAUGGAUCUGUUAGGUCACUUGGGUCGUCUAAACUCGAAGGUUAUAAUAAUAUAAUGCUGAAGAUACCAUCCAACGAAUCCAUCAGGUUUCCUAAAUCGCCCGCUUCCGAAAACUACAGCGACGACACAAUUACCGGUGAAGGCUAUAAUCAUAAUAGGCUCCAGAAGAAAUCCUAUGAGCCCAUCGGAUUGCCCAGAUCACCUAGACUAAAUGACUACAGUAGUAGUAUAAGUGGUUCCAUAACUCCCCGAAGUAAUAAAAAUAUUUUACCGUAUCCUCAAAACAGUAAAGCAGAUUUCCUGAGUCCUCGAAUUGAUGGAUAUGGAUAUCAACCCUAUCAACCUCCAUCCCCAAUGUUAUAUCCCGAGAAACAUAAUGAGAAGUCUUUUCCAUCGACCCCUAUCAAAAGUCGAUAUGACUACUUCGAAAGUCAAGAGAAACCUUCAUCCCCAAACAAAAAAGAAAAGAGAUCUUUCUCUCUCGGGAAAUCAUUUACAUCUUUUGUCAUGAACACAAGAUUCAGGUCACUCAACAAGAAACCUGCUUCUUUAAAACAUACUUCUUUAAAACGUACUUCCCUAAAAUCUGCAUUUCCAGAUGCCCAACAGAAUACACCCCAAAUUGUUUAUGAGAUUUCUGAAGCACCACUACCCACAAUAACACCAAUUUCGCCGAUGUCCCACCAGUUACCGAAAGAUUAUUUUUCCGAAGACUGUGCUAAUGAUGAGGAUAAUCGGUCAGAGGAUAUUGAUGCAACUGCCUUGACGAUAGAUGAAUUGCACAAGAUGGUGUUGAACCUACGAAAAGGAUUCUGUCAGCUAAGGGACGAAGUUAAAGAUUUAAAGCUAGAGAUCAAAAUAUUGAGAGGGGAAGAGAGAAGAAUGGAAGACAAGGUGGACGGUAGUGGAUGGUUAUAA
This is a messenger RNA of Acaulospora colombiana, 1068 nucleotides long. Lineage: Eukaryota; Fungi; Glomeromycota; Glomeromycetes; Diversisporales; Acaulosporaceae. The record is from the annotation of a GenBank genome assembly.